CGACGCCGCCGCUCGUCAUCCGAAGCCGAGCCGCGACGAGGGAGGAAGAAGCAUCUGGAGGCGCACGCACCUCACCCUCCCUCCUCCCAUGGCGCCGCCCUUGGCCGCCGCCGCCGCCGCCGCCGCGGCCGUAUCCUCCUCCUCCCCUCUCUUUUCCUCCUCUUCGUCCCGCCCCCUCCCCCGCCGCCAUCUGCCCCCGAGCUCCGUCUCCCUCCGGCCGCGGCGCCGCUCGAUCGCCGCGGCCUCCGCUGCUGUCGAGUCCGCCGGGAGGCCGCUUCUCGAGGCGCGCGAUCUCGUCGCCUGCGUGAAGGAGAACGGGCAGGAGAUCCUCAGCGGCGUCAACCUCACCAUUCGGGAGGGCGAGAUUCAUGCGCUCAUGGGUCAAAAUGGCUCCGGCAAGAGCACUCUCAUGAAGGUUCUGGCUGGGCAUCCAGAGUAUGAGGUAACUGGUGGUACCGUGCUCUUUAAGGGUGAGAAUUUGAUUGAUAUGGAGCCAGAGGAAAGAUCUCUUGCGGGCCUUUUUAUGAGUUUCCAAGCACCUGUUGAGAUUCCUGGAGUGAACAAUUACGAUUUUCUGCUCAUGGCAUUAAAUGCUCGCAGAGAGAAGAAGGGUUUACCAGCAUUAGAGCCUCUCCAGGUUUAUCCAAUUAUAGAGGAAAAGGUUAAUGCCUUGAAUAUGAAUGCAGAGAUCCUUAACCGUGCUGUCAAUGAAGGGUUUAGUGGUGGUGAAAGGAAGCGCAAUGAGAUUCUGCAACUCUCUGUCCUUGGGGCUGAUUUAGCUCUUCUUGACGAGAUUGAUUCGGGAUUAGAUGUUGAUGCACUCGAAUAUGUAGCUAAAGCAGUGAAUGGGAUCUUGACACCAAACAGCUCUCUAAUGAUGAUUACACACUACCAACGUCUCUUGGAUCUUAUUAAGCCCAGCUAUGUUCACAUCAUGGAAAAGGGCAAGAUAGUGAAGACGGGUGACAGAGCUUUAGCCAACUACAUUGAUGAGUCUGGCUACAAAGCGAUUGCUACUGCGUAGCAUGGAGCCAUGGAGAAAGAUCAAAUACUUGAAUGACUUGUUGGGUUAGUUCCCAGCCUCUAGCCUACUUAUCAUGACAGAUUUCAGAUUUGUCACUCGGUUCCAUACAUUUUUAGUAUGCAUGAUGAGAGCAGUGCAUACUAAAUUCAGUAGAUGUUGAGUUAGUGGCUUAGUGCCCCAUUUAGCUAAACGUGUUAACUCUGAAAGUGGAGCAUUGAGUUCUCCAUUGAGUAUAGGUCACUUUCCCUACUUUUUGAAAUUUUGGAUUACAGUAUUAAGACAUGAAGAAAAGUAUCUUGUGUAUACACGAUUGACAAAAUUUUCAUGGUUUUAUCUACAAUUUAGCCAGUUUUGAAUAUUGGCUGUUCCUUCAAUUGUUCAUACAGCUAUAAAGAAUUCAAAGUUUGUGGUCU
Oryza sativa Japonica Group (Japanese rice) is the source of this 1437-nucleotide messenger RNA. RefSeq names its product ABC transporter I family member 6, chloroplastic. Lineage: Eukaryota; Viridiplantae; Streptophyta; Magnoliopsida; Poales; Poaceae. The record is from RefSeq and is a predicted model, not a curated record. Gene Ontology annotation, molecular function: ATP hydrolysis activity; ATP binding.